This is a messenger RNA of Budorcas taxicolor (takin), 972 nucleotides long. RefSeq names its product solute carrier family 25 member 31 (gene SLC25A31). Gene Ontology annotation, molecular function: ATP:ADP antiporter activity. The coding region runs from base 1 to 972 and encodes 323 amino acids. The transcript is spliced from 6 exons. Gene Ontology annotation, cellular component: mitochondrial inner membrane. Lineage: Eukaryota; Metazoa; Chordata; Mammalia; Artiodactyla; Bovidae. Gene Ontology annotation, biological process: mitochondrial ATP transmembrane transport; mitochondrial ADP transmembrane transport. The record is from RefSeq and is a predicted model, not a curated record.
AUGCAGCGUGAACCUCCGAAAAAGAAGCAGGAGAAGAAGGUGGAAAAGCGGCUUUUUGACGCCACAUCCUUCGGGAAGGACCUGCUGGCAGGCGGGGUGGCGGCGGCUGUGUCCAAGACGACGGUGGCGCCCAUCGAGCGUGUGAAGCUGCUGCUGCAGGUCCAGGCGUCGUCCAAGCAGAUCAGCCCCGAGGCGCAGUACAAAGGCAUCGUGGACUGCCUGGUGCGGAUUCCUCGUGAGCAAGGUUUCCUCAGUUAUUGGCGUGGCAAUUUGGCAAAUGUUAUCCGGUAUUUUCCGACACAAGCUCUAAACUUUGCUUUCAAAGACAAAUACAAACAACUGUUCAUGUCUGGAGUUAACAAAGAAAAACAGUUCUGGAGGUGGUUUUUGGCAAACCUGGCUUCUGGUGGAGCUGCUGGGGCAACAUCGUUAUGUGUAGUUUACCCACUAGAUUUUGCCCGAACCCGAUUAGGUGCUGAUAUUGGAAAAGGUCCUGAAGAGCGACAGUUCAAGGGUUUAGGUGACUGUAUUAUGAAAAUAGCAAAAUCAGAUGGAAUUGUUGGUUUAUACCAAGGGUUUGGUGUUUCAGUUCAAGGCAUCAUUGUGUACCGAGCUUCUUAUUUUGGAGCUUAUGACACAGUUAAGGGCUUAUUACCAAAACCAAAGGAGACACCUUUUCUUGUCUCCUUUUUCAUUGCUCAAGUUGUGACUACAUGCUCUGGAAUACUCUCUUAUCCCUUUGACACAGUUAGAAGACGUAUGAUGAUGCAGAGUGGUGAGGCUGAACGGCAAUAUAAAGGAACUUUAGACUGUUUUAUGAAGAUAUACCAACAGGAAGGAAUUGGUGCAUUUUUUCGUGGUGCCUUCUCCAACAUCCUUCGUGGUACAGGGGGUGCCUUGGUCUUGGUAUUGUAUGAUAAAAUUAAAGACCUCCUUAAUAUUGAUAUUGGAGGUAGUUCAGCAGGCGAUUAA